This is a messenger RNA of Thlaspi arvense, 1036 nucleotides long. NCBI's taxonomy places the organism in Eukaryota, Viridiplantae, Streptophyta, Magnoliopsida, Brassicales, Brassicaceae. The record is from the annotation of a GenBank genome assembly.
GGCGGUUGUUUUAAUUAAAUCGUUUUAAAUCCGCCGACCCCAUAGAUAAAAAAAAAACUCGUAUAAAUCUCAGAGAGGUGACGAGUCGACGCAGGUAUUCUCCAGGUCAUCGACUCACCGUCUGUUCAGAAAAAAACUCUUGAGCUUCGAUCUUUCCGUCGUCUUCUCUCGUCGCUUCCCUUCGUAGUAGUUUUUUCACUUCAUAAUCGAACUACAGAUGGAGACUGAGAUUCCACUUGUGGUGGCUGAGACCAUUGCUCAAGCCGAAAAGAAAGUCGCCAUGGCUUUAGAUGAUAUCAUCAAGCUGUCAAAGAGAAAUGCCAAAGUGGACAAGGGCAAAAAACCAAGGAGAGGAAAGAACAAAAAUCAAAACUUCAAUGGAGCUGCGAGGAGUAAUACCUCUAAAGUGCGGCAUUAUGCGAGCUCACUUUCUACAGUUAGACAGGGUGCUGUUGCAAAGAGAAGGUCUAGUUUCCAUGGGAAUCAGUUCCCUGCUACGACAAACAUUGCUCGUAAAGCCGCCACUACUGCUCCUCCACUCAGAGUCCAUGGUAGAGCUUUCAAUGCGGGAAGGAUGACUAAUGUCAAUCAGCCAAGGCUUAUUGCUCCACAAGUCCAGAAUAGAUCUGUACACACUAGCUUCAUCGCAAAGAGGCAUGAGGUAGAUCAGAAAGUAGAAAAGGGAGGAAAAAAGAUGAAGACACUGGACUCUCGGUUUGCAAGCAUAAUAGAGCAGAGAAAGAGUAACAACAACAACAACUAUGGCGUUGGAGUGCAAGUUCCAAGGAUGCCACCAUGGGCUAGAGCCAGAAGAUUUACGUACUGAGAGAAACCACAAAGCUUUUAUGAAAGAUCCAUUAUAGAUAUUGGCUUUUGGUUUUAGAUCCUUGUUUAGCACUAAGUAAUGCAAUUUUUUUGUGAAUCUAUGACUCAGCUUACUAGUACUACACUACUACGUAUAUCUUCAAGUUGCAUCCAAGAAAGUAAUAAAGAUAGCUUGAAUCUUGGAUUUUCAUUUGGUGUGUUUCAUUGCGGC